UGCAGCGGUUUGUGUAAAUUUUUGUUUAUGUAUUUUCGCAAUGCAUUUAUACCUAUACAAAUGUUUUAAUAAUUUUGAUAUUUAUAUUAAUAAUUAAGUGAAUGCAUGAGUUUUUGUGACAAAGAAAAGGUUCCCUUAAGUAAGCAUUUGGAAUGGAUGCAAUGUUUAUUCCCAGUUGGAGCCCUGCGACUUGCUGUUCGGCCACAGUCUCUCGCAAGUCGCAUUUUAGUUUUGGUCUCUGAGGUGACACUACGUCUUUCGCUAUAAUUUAACAAAACAAUGUUAUCGAAUUCGUAUCACAGUUUGAUUUACGAUGGACGAUAAUAAAAUGAUUUUGAUACGAUAUCAGACUUUUCGUAAACACUCGACAGACAAUAACUGCGAUAGACAAAUUGAGUGAGAGUGACCAGCUUAAAGAUAUAUUUGUAAAAAUGAGACAUGCAUUCGGUCGAAAUGCAAAAAAGUGUAUCAGUGCAAGUAAAUAGUGAUUUCGCGCUUUUCUUACCGAGCGGGGUGUACGAAAUUACAAAAAUGGAGCCAAGAUCAAAACUUCGAAAAGUGAUUUUGUUUUGCUUACUACUUUCACUUUUUGGGAUGGUUGCAUUUGGAUAUUUUUGCCCUGACCAGGUUUGCGUGGUGUCGCCCAGGGAGAGGGUGGCGGAGUCUCUCGCCCUCACGUACGCGGAGGCGCCGGGACGGCCGCUGCCGGACGCGAUCGUGCAGCCGGGCCUCUCUUACGACGAGGUGCUACACGACGACUUCAGAUUUGACCUCAACGCCCAUGACGUUAUGGUCUUCCUGCAUAUACAGAAGACUGGGGGCACGUCGUUCGGACGGCACCUCGUUAUGGAUCUCGAUUUGAAGAGGCCGUGUAACUGUCAACGAGCGCGAAAACGCUGCCAUUGUUUCCGACCGCACAGCAACGAAAUAUGGCUGUUUUCGAGAUACUCCACCGGCUGGAAGUGUGGCCUGCACGCCGACUUCACGGAGUUGACAGCGUGUGUAGGGGGAGAGUUGGAUAGGCACGAAGGUUCCGCAGUUCAUAGAAGAUACUUCUAUAUAACACUUCUUAGAGAACCUGUGUCCAGGUACUUAUCGGAGUACAGGCACGUGAAGCGAGGAGCGACAUGGAAGGGCUCAAGACACUGGUGUCAAGGACGAACCGCUACUGCGGCAGAAGUGCCCUCAUGCUACACAGGCGAGUCAUGGCGGGGGGUGACGCUCGAGGAAUUCACUGGUUGUCAGUGGAACUUGGCCAACAAUCGGCAAACCCGCAUGUUGGCGGACUUGGCGCUCGUCGGCUGCUACAACGGCACGCUGCGGCACCGCAACAGCGAAACAGACAGGGUGCUUCUGGCGUCAGCCAAGCGAAACUUGGCGGCCAUGUCGUACUUCGGGCUGACUGAGUUUCAGAAGAUAUCCCAAUACGUGUUCGAGGAGACGUUCAACCUCCGGUUCGCUGUGCCGUUCACGCAGCACAACGCGACCGUGUCGGGCGCGACGCUGGCGGCGCUGUCGCCCGCGCAGGUCGCGCACAUCAAGCGGCUCAACUCGCUCGACCUCGAGCUGUACGAGUUCGCCAAGGGGCUCAUGUUCAAGAGAUUCGAAGCGCUAAAGAAACGAGACAGCGACUUCGAGUUCCGAUGGCGGCACCUCGGUGAGGUCGCGCCUCGGAACGGCGUCACCGAGUUCGACUGGGACAGUAACAUAGAAGAUGCUACCACUGAAAAGAACAAAGGCAAGUAAUGCCGCUUGCACUAGAAGGUUAUGCUGCCGUUGUUCUAGAACGGGGGAUAGUGCCGCCGUUGAUCUGGAAUAGGGGGUAGUGCUGCCGUUGUUCUAGAUCGGGGGAUAAGGCAGCAGUUGCUCCAGAAGAGGGGGUAAUGCCGCCGUUACUCCAAAUGAGGCAGUAAUGCCGCCGUUCUUCUGGAACGGGGAUAAUUCCGCCGCUGCUUUUGUAAUAGAGGAAUGGAAUAUGAACAAAAAAGGGAAAUUCGCGUCUUCUGGGUGUGUGGGUGGGGUUCAAAACUCCCCCCGGAUAAGUCGAUAGCUAUUAGAAAUUAUUUGUAAAUAGUUCUGUGAUGGUAAAAAAUCGUGUGUAAUAUAGUCUCAAUUGACAAUAAUGUCAAUAAAAUUAUCAAAAUCACACAUAAAGUAAUGAAAUAUAAUCAAUUAUGUAAACAUAAAUGACCCUUUUUCAACUAUUGCACAAUUAAAAAUGUAUAGUCACACGAUUUUUCACCAAAUGCAAUGACCUCAAAAAUAUAUGUCGGUGACGUCACACAGGUGGCAUAGAUAAGUUAUUGAUUAAAAGUUAUAUUCGUCGAGUGCAUUCGCUAGUCAUUCGAUAAAUAAUAAUCACCCAUCGUGAACAAGUUGUAUACAUUCGUUAGCAUUUAAUUUUUAUAUUCUACAGCAGUUGUGAAAAAUAACCUGUAAAAAAUAUACCUGAAAAUGAAACCUGACAGCUAGCUUUUACUAUUAUUCAAUUUCAAUAUGGCAAUCUCAACAUUCGUAAUUUAGUGCAAUGUACAUAUUUGUUUUAAGGCAUUUAUUUUUUAAUUUUUUAUCUGUCCUUUUGUGGCAUUGUUUAUUCUAUUAGUGUAGAUAGAUAAUGUUAAUUUUUGAUCAAAAUUAUUAAAAUUCGCAUUUAAUUUUUCGAGUGAGCUUUAUUUUUAAGUGUAGUCCCAAUGAAAGGUUGUUGAAUCAUAGAAUUGCUAUUAUAUAGUGGAUAAACCUUUACGGACACGACAACGCUAUUGUAAAUUUUUAGCUCAACUAUGAAGGAUUAAGUUUGAAAUGUAUGAAACUCUGCACGUCUGGAAAGGCUUUACUAAGGUUGCUAUAUAUCGGUGUUGUGUAGCUUAAGGUGACAGCUAUAACUAUGUAAUAGUAAAACUGUGUGUAUGAAUGUUGACGAAUGGUAACAGGGUAUGGUCUGUGUCUACAAAACCCAACGAAAUGUGUUUCUUUAUUUAGUUUCUCAUGGUUUUCCAGUGUGCUGUGAAUUAUAAUCGAAAAGAAAAAAUACCUUAUCGGUACAUUUAUCGGGUACUAAAAAUCGUAAUCGAUAUCUUAUUGUCUAUAAUAUUAUCUUUAUAAUGAUUAUUUUGAAUAGCGGUUUUCCCCGUAUUAUUAACAAAUCGGAUUUUUAUCGUUAAUUUAAUUAGACUUAUCAGAAAUUAUCUAAUAUGAAUUAUGAAUUGAUACAGAUUUAUUAAUAAACUCUAAAAUGAAUAUUUUAACAUAACACGUUGGGAGUGUCUUUUAAAAGGAAAAAUAAUAUAAAA
This is a messenger RNA of Colias croceus (clouded yellow), 3290 nucleotides long. RefSeq names its product heparan-sulfate 6-O-sulfotransferase 1 (gene Hs6st). Gene Ontology annotation, molecular function: heparan sulfate 6-sulfotransferase activity. Gene Ontology annotation, cellular component: membrane. Bases 439 to 1746 code for a protein of 435 amino acids. NCBI's taxonomy places the organism in Eukaryota, Metazoa, Arthropoda, Insecta, Lepidoptera, Pieridae. The record is from RefSeq and is a predicted model, not a curated record. The transcript is spliced from 8 exons.